Messenger RNA from Lotus japonicus, 435 nucleotides. RefSeq lists its product as uncharacterized. Lineage: Eukaryota; Viridiplantae; Streptophyta; Magnoliopsida; Fabales; Fabaceae. The transcript has 4 exons. The record is from RefSeq and is a predicted model, not a curated record. The coding region runs from base 1 to 435 and encodes 144 amino acids.
AUGACUGUGAGAGGAGGAGCAAGAGGGGUUGGAGCUUUAAGUUCGCAAGAUCAGCAAGGGGAACCGGAGCGUCCAAAUGAUAACUAUCAGACUUCAAGAAAGAAGUUACUACAGUCAGUCAACUAUAUUGUUGUUGAUUUGGAUGCUCUAGACGGAAGUGAAAUCCUAAGGUGUACACUGUGGGAAGAUUUUGCUCAACAAUUUUUACAAUAUGUUGCUGAAGGACACGAUGGUCCAGUGGUUCUUAUUCUGCAGUUGGCUAAAAUGAAAAUGUACAAAGGUCAAGAAAGCAUGCACGAAGCAACAAGGGAUUUGUGUCAGAAGAUUCUGGAUCGCUGUCUUAUGUGCAGUUCAUGUUUUACACCGCAAUUCCGCUCCUUGCUGUUGUUUAUGAAUGAAGACCAUUUGUUAAUCUUUUUUAGUAUUACACAAUAA